This is a messenger RNA of Dicentrarchus labrax (European seabass), 1439 nucleotides long. Its product is annotated as zinc-alpha-2-glycoprotein-like. NCBI's taxonomy places the organism in Eukaryota, Metazoa, Chordata, Actinopteri, Moronidae. Gene Ontology annotation, cellular component: external side of plasma membrane. The record is from RefSeq and is a predicted model, not a curated record. The transcript has 5 exons. Gene Ontology annotation, biological process: immune response.
UAAAUAUGACCAAACUCAUGAAUAAAUGUGUGUUCUUCCUUUUAGAUAAGCAUUCAAAAAGAAUAUAAAAAGUGUAUUUCAGAAACCUGAAAAUGUAUUUCCCCUACAGAGGAACAGUCCCUAAAGUUUUUCUGUGCUGGAUUUUCUGGAGUGACAAACAUCCCAGGGUUCAUUGGUGCUGUGAUGGUUGAUGGAGUUGAGGUUGUUCACUACGACAGCAGCAUCAAGAGAGCUGAACCCAAACAGGACUGGAUGAAGAGACUAAUGGAAGAUGAUCCAGGACACAGGGACUGGUACACUGACGAGUGUCAUGUUAAUCAGCGCUUCUUCAGUUCCACUAUUGACAGUUUGAUGCAGGACCUCAAUCAAACAAGAGGCGUCCACACUUUCCAGAGGAUCUAUGGCUGUGACUGGGAGGAUAAAACUCCAGAAGUUAUUGGUUAUGAUGAGUUUAAAUAUGAUGGAGAAGACUUCAUAUGGUUAGACCUGCAGACACUGGAAUGGAACAAUUCAACACCAUAGGCUUUCAUCACCAAGCAGGAGUGGGACAGUGACAAAGCUACAAUAAACAACAUUAAGUUUAACCUCACCCAGCAUUGUCCUCAGUUGCUGAGCAAGUAUUUAGACUAUGGGAAGAGCUCCUUGCUGAGAACAGAGCUUCCCUCAGUGUCUCUCCUCCAGAAGACUCCCCGCUCUCCAGUGAGCUGCCACGCUACAGGUUUCUACCCUGACAGAGCCACACUGUUCUGGAGGAAAGAUGGAAAGGAGCUUCCUAUUGAAGGUCGUGCGGAGGUCCUCCCAAGCAACGAUGGAACCUUCCAGAUGAGUGUUGACCAAGUCCCACCAGUCAUACCUGAAGACUGGGGGAGUUACGAGUGUGUGUUUAAGUUCGGUGACGAGGACGACAACGUCAGCAAACUGGAUAAGGCUGUGAUCAGAACCAACUGGGAGGAACACUCCCUGAAGUUUUUCUUUGCUGGAUUUUCUGGAGUGACAAACUUCCCAGAGUUCAUUGGUGCUGUGAUGGUUGAUGGAGUUGAGGUUGUUCACUACGACAGCAACAUCAAGAGAGCUGAACCCAAACAGGACUGGAUGAAGAGACUAAUGGAAGAUGAUCCAGGACACAGGGACUGGUACACUGACGAGUGUCGUGUUAAUCAACACUUUUUGAAUUCCAUUACUGACAGUUGAUGAAUUUAUGCCAUACUGGAGAUGUCCACACUUUCCAGAGGAUCUAUGGGGGGAAGACCAGGUUUAUACUUCGGAUGAGUACCGUUAUGAUGGAGAAGGCUUCAUGGAGUUCAACCCAAUAACACAGACAUGGAUCCCUUCAACUCAUCCACAAGCUCGCUACACCAAAUUUCAGUGGGACACAGACAAAGAGAGAAUUAAAAACAUUACCCUGCAUCUCACAACGUGUUCUGACUGGCUGAAGAAGU